AAGUCUAGUCCUGGCUUAUUCCGGUGUCAUAUUAUUGGGCAUCGGCUUAUUGCACGCCCAUAACAGCAACAACACUUUUAAUAUUUAUGUAAUAAAGUUAACAUUCCUUUAUCUAAAUUAUGGAUUCGCAGGGGAGAAAAGUUAUUGUUUGUGACAAUGGAACUGGGUUUGUUAAGUGUGGAUAUGCUGGUUCUAACUUCCCUGCUCACAUCUUCCCCUCCCUUGUGGGGAGGCCAAUCAUUAGAUCAACCACAAAAGUUGGAAACAUAGAAGUUAAGGAUCUUAUGAUUGGCGAGGAAGCUAGUGAACUUCGCUCAAUGCUUGAAGUAAAUUAUCCAAUGGAAAAUGGUAUAGUCCGUAACUGGGAAGACAUGACCCAUCUGUAUGACCAUACUUUUGGUAAAGAUAAGAUGAAUCUUGACACAAGAAACACAAGAAUUCUUCUCACAGAACCUCCUAUGAAUCCAACAAAGAAUAGAGAAAAUAUGAUCCAAUUGAUGUUUGAGAAAUACCAGUUUCACAGUGUGCAUAUAGCUAUACAAGCUGUGUUGACACUCUAUGCUCAAGGCUUGGUCACUGGAGUGGUUGUUGAUUCUGGAGAUGGGGUCACUCACUUCUGUCCUGUGUAUGAUGGGUUUGCACUUCCUCAUUUAACCAGGCGAUUAGACAUUGCUGGCAGAGAUAUUACCAGAUAUCUCAUCAAGCUCUUGCUGCUUCGAGGCUAUGCUUUUAACCAUUCAGCAGAUUUUGAAACGGUUCGCAUGAUGAAAGAAAAGUUGUGUUACGUAGCCUAUGAUAUAGAUUUAGAACAAAAGCUUGCCAAUGAUACAACAGUUUUAGUCGAGCCCUACACUCUUCCUGAUGGUCGAGUGAUUAAAGUUGGAGGGGAAAGAUUUGGAGCACCAGAAGCUUUGUUCCAACCUCACCUCAUCAAUGUUGACAGUCCUGGAGUUGCAGAACUGCUGUUUAAUACUAUUGGAGCCGCUGAUAUGGACCUCCGUGCUGACUUCUACAAGCACAUUGUUCUGUCUGGAGGCUCUACAAUGUAUCCUGGAUUGCCCAGUCGUCUAGAAAGGGAGAUCAAACAAUUGUAUUUGGAACGUGUGCUUAAAGGGGACACCGCUGCUUUAUCUAAAUUCAAAAUUCGUAUUGAAGAUCCCCCAAGAAGGAAGCACAUGGUUUUCAUGGGGGGCUCUGUAUUGGCAGACAUUAUGAAAGACAAAGAUGAGUUUUGGCUGCUGCGUUCUGAAUAUGAAGAAAAUGGUUUACGAGUUCUAGACAAGCUGCUCAGGCCUGCAACCAGUUAAAACUUUUCUAAGAAUUAUAAUAGUUGUAUAUUGUUUCCUUUAUGAAAAUAUUUUUAAAUGCCUGUUUUAAUAAAUGACCAUCAAUCUAUAUAUAUCUUGUGUAUAACAAAUUCUAGAGUUUUGGCCUUAUCGGUACAUCCCUGGCUAGUUGGCAUUUAUUUAUGCUAGUGAUUGUUGUACUGUGACCAAUGAUAAAAAAAAUUGAGUGAAAUGAAGCUGGUGUUGGGGAGUUGAAAAGAUGCGCAGUAGUAAUUUGCUUUAUUUCUCUAUGUACUUGAGGCUGUGCGUUGCAUGCAAGCUACUGCAUCAAAUUGGUUUAUUUUCUUUGAAUGCUGUCUGUCAUCUAAGGCCCGUGAGACAUUGGAGCAACGCUCAUGUUUUGUGUAUUAUAGUCUUAUUUUUCCAAUUUAACUUGGAUCAUAAGACUCAUGUUUCCCUUUUUGAAGCCCUGACUCUAAGGGUGACACAUCCAACUGUUUGUUGAUAUCAUUGGCUAACUUGGCUUCUUCAGAUAUUCCAUUUCUCUUGUCAUGCUAUCUGAAUGAGCUGUGCAUUUGGCUUAUUGCAAAAUUUUAUUUCAUUGUAUAUGUCAGAUAACAUCUGAACAAUCACCAAUUUACAUUUAUUUUUCUGGUCUCUUUGUUACAUGGACUGACUUAAGUAUCACCUGAGUAUAACUGCUUUAAUGGGUGGUGCUAGUUAGUCGUUGAAUUUGUUUUAAUGAUUUAUUGUCCUGUUUAUUCAUGAAGAAAUUAUUUAUCUCCCACCUCCAAAGGGCUUUGUGUUUCUCCUUUGUUUUUU
This is a messenger RNA of Physella acuta, 2108 nucleotides long. RefSeq names its product actin-related protein 2-A. NCBI's taxonomy places the organism in Eukaryota, Metazoa, Mollusca, Gastropoda, Physidae. The record is from RefSeq and is a predicted model, not a curated record.